UACACUACGGGUCUGUCGUGUCCCUGUAAGAUGUGGAAAGUAUUUGUUGUUUCUUAGCCGUAAGCGAACUUUCUUUGGCACUUGAACAUUAAUUAUUUCUUAUCGCUAGUCGGUCUAGACUGUACUGUGUUCGUGUGUGACUUGUGCCUUUACUAUAUCAUUGAUAACUAUCUCAGAUAGAUCUGAGUGUUGGGAGGAAGAUGACUGUAUUUAUCCGUGAUAGUGUUAUGAUUUCCGUAUAAGUGUUUGUUAUUCACAAUGACUACAUCUACAAGAUCAUCUGGUGUAACUUUGAAGCCGAUAGAAGUGCCUAAACCUUUACAAGAAGGGGAGAAAUUCAUCAAGUGGGAUGAGGAUUCAGGCACUGGUCUUCCAGUCACCCUGCGGGUGGAUCCCAAUGGCUUCUUCCUGUACUGGACUGAUCAGAACAUGGAGGUGGAAAUGCUGGACAUUGCCACCAUAAGGGAUGUCAGAACAGGACAAUAUGCUAAACUGCCUAAGGACCCAAAGAUUCGGCACGUGGUGCUGAUCGGCUCCCAGGACUCUCUGGAGGACAAGACGGUGACGGUCUGCCACGGGUGCGACUUCGUGAACGUCACCUUUGUCAACUUCUGCUGUACGAGGAAGGAGAUUGCUCAGAUGUGGACGGAAGAGCUGUUCAGCCUGGCGUAUAAUCUGAACCAGUACAACAAUUCCACGAUGAAGUUCUUGGAGAAGCUGCACACGAAGAUCACGCUGAAGGCGGACAAGUCUGGCAAGAUACUGGUCAAGAAUAUCGUUCGGCUCUUCGCGCAGAGCAAAGAAGACAAAAAGAGGAUAGAGAAGGCGCUCAGUGAGUCUGGUCUACCAACCGGUAAGAACGACACCAUCUGCCAGUCCAAGUUCCAGUUUGAAGACUUCUUCGGCUUCUACAAGAGCCUCACGCAGAGGACCGAGGUGUUGAAUAUUUUUAAUGGACUCACAAACGGCAAACCCUACCUCUCCGCGACGCAACUGGUGGAGUUCCUUAACGUGGUCCAACGGGACCCCCGUCUCAAUGAGAUAUUACAUCCGUACGCGGACCUGCAGCGGGCGAACGAUCUCAUACGGAUAUACGAGCACAAUAAGUACCAUCAGCAACGGUCGCAGCUCACGUUUGACGGGUUUUUGAGAUUCCUCAUGUCCGAAGACAAUCCAAUAGUAGCUCCCAACAAACUCGACCUCUGCGACGAUAUGGACCAGCCCCUCGCGCAUUACUUCAUCAAUAGUUCCCAUAACACCUACCUCACUGGGCACCAGUUCACGGGCAAAUCCAGCGUGGAGAUGUACCGGCAGUGCUUGCUCGCUGGAUGUAGGUGCGUAGAACUAGACUUUUGGAACGGGCGUACAGACGAGCCAGUCAUAGUCCACGGCUACACUAUAGUACCGCAAAUCAACGCUAGAGAAGUGCUCAAAGCGAUAGCCGAGAGCGCCUUCAAGACCUCCGACUAUCCCGUGAUACUGAGCUUUGAGAACCACUGCAAUCCACGACAGCAAGCCAAGAUAGCCAACUAUUGUAGGGAGAUAUUUGGGGAUAUGUUGUUGGAUAAACCGUUGGAUACACAUCAGUUGGAACCGGGGGGAGAAUUACCACCGCCUUCGCUGCUGAAAAACAAGAUAAUAAUAAAGAACAAGAAGAAACAUCAUCAUCAUCAUCAUCACAAGAAAGAGGAGGUUCUCGUCGAGGAGAGUGAGCAACGGGAGAUAGUGCCGCAAGGGAAUGGGGAGAUUGCUCAUGGAUCGCUGGUCCGGCAAGGCUCGAAGGAUUCCUCCUCAUCCUCAGAGACGGACAGCUCCAGCGAGGAGGAGUGCGCGGGCGCGGGCGAGGCGGGCGGCGCCGCGGAGGAGGCGCGCGAGAGCCACGCCGCUGCAGAGAUAUCUGCGCUCGUCAACUAUGUGCAGCCCGUGCACUUUAGCUCGUUCGAGAGCGCUGAGAAAAAGAAUCGUUUCUACGAAAUGUCGUCGUUCGAUGAAAAACAAGCGACAGCGCUGCUUAAAGAGCGUCCCAUAGAGUUCGUGAACUACAACAAGCAUCAACUGUCGAGAGUAUAUCCUGCCGGAACGAGAUUCGAUUCUUCUAACUUUAUGCCACAGGUGUUCUGGAACGCAGGCUGUCAGCUAGUAGCUCUCAACUAUCAAACCUUAGACCUCGCGAUGCAACUCAACUCUGGCACCUUCGAAUAUAACAGGAGAUGCGGAUAUCUAUUGAAACCGGAAUUUAUGAGGCGGAAAGAUAGACGACUCGACCCGUUCGCAGAGAGCACAGUAGAUGGCAUAAUUGCUGGCUCCUUAUCAGUUAGCGUAGUGUCCGGACAGCUGCUAACGGACAAGCGCUGCGGGACAUACGUGGAAGUGGACAUGUUCGGUUUACCGGCGGACACUGUGCGCAAGAAGUUCCGGACUAGAGUGGUGCCGGCCAACGGCAUCAAUCCGGUUUAUGGGGACGAGCCGUUUGUGUUUAAGAAGGUGGUGCUGCCGGAGCUGGCCAUGCUGCGCAUCUCGGCGCACGAGGAGGGCGGGCGGCUGCUGGGCCACCGCGUGCUGCCCGUGCCCGGCCUGCGCCCCGGCCACCGCCACGUGCAGCUGCGCUCCGAGCUGGGCCAGCCGCUCGCCGCCGCGCUGCUGCUGCACGUGCAAGUCCAGGACUACGUGCCGGACCGUCUCUCGGAGCUGGCAGAAGCGCUGGCCAACCCGAUAAAGUACCAGAGCGACAUGGAGAAGCGCGCCCACCAGCUGGCCGUGCUCACCGACGACACGGAGGAGCCCGCCCCGGACCCGGCCGUGCCCGUGCCCAGGAGGAACGUCACUAGUGGGCCGCAGCCCCGACCAGAAAGUGCUCCAGAAGCAUCGACUGUGCCGAUCACGGAACCGCCGGCUAAUAAUAAUGAGGUUACACCCGCCAAAGAAGAAGAGAGCACGGUGAACGGCAACAGCAGAGAGCUCACAGUAGAAGAGCAUCUCAACGCGCUCCUUGAGAGUAAAGUGGUUAAGGAGAAACGGGCAGAGUUGGCGAGGAAAUUGGACGCCUUGAGACGGAAACAGACGAGAGGCAAGCCGGGACCCAAGUUCUUUGCGAAACGGAUAUCUAUCAGGAAUAUGUGGACGUCGCUAUACCGCAUAACGCUUCUAUUGCAACAAACAUCAGGCAGGAGCGAGCCCUGUGUGGGUUCCGAAGAGGCGAACUGCGCAAGCGCAGGCGCAGGGGAGAUGGUAGAGCGCGAGCUGCGGCUGCGCUACCACCACGCGAUAUUCGCCGCGCUGGAGAAGACGCUCCGCAGCCAACACCACCAGCAGAUGAAGGAGCUCACUGCAAGUUUAGAGAUGAAGAAAAAAGACGUGUUCAACCGUCUCGAGAUCUCACGGAAAGAGGAAGUCAAAGCGUUUGCGAAGACCAAUCGAGAUAAAGAUGAGAUACUGAGGCAGAAACGGAAAAUUAAUGAAGAGUCGGUGGGUCGCGGUGUGACGGAGUGCUCGCUGCUGGAGAAGGAACACAAAGCGCUGUGCGAGCAGCUCGUGCGCUCACACGAGCGGCUGCGGCUGGCGCUGCAGCGGCGCAGGGAUCAGGAGCUUCUAGAAGUGGCGCGGCUGUGCGGCGGAGCACCGGAAGGUUAAAGCUCCGCGGAACACUUCCUGUUUCUCUUCGGAGCCCCGCUCCCGGGCCCCAGGGGCCCCAAACGGGCAAAACGCCCGGGGCCCCGGUAUAGAAGCGCCUUGCUUCAUGGGGCUCCCUAUUAGCGAACGCCUCGGGGCCCCGAGUAACCUAUGUAAGCUAGUCAGCUUAAUUUCGCGGGGCCCCGGUGACUGCGAGUGUUGUUUUGUUUAGGAAUCUGUGAUAUUAACUCCUAAGUAGCGUUGCGUCUAUCACUACCGACGUUUAUGAGCGUGUUUAUCGUGUUUUGUUUACAGUGUAGUGUGUGGGGAUUGGUUGAGCAAUAUUAUGUGUUUAAAAGUAUGUUUGGAUGAUUGACGGUAUAUGGGAAAAUAUGUUUCAUUUCAUAUAGUCGGCACAAAAUAAAUGUAGUUUGAAAUCGAAUAGAAAUCGUAAUUACGUAUGCAGUGAGAACAUAUUUUCCGAUAUACACCUACUGAUUUGCUGUUACCUUACUACCUAGAGACCUAUUGAUUAAAAAAUACAUAAAAUACAUACUACUUCUUUUAAAACAUUUAAAUACACGAAUUUCCCAACCAGUGUACUGUUCACAAAGCAUUCGUCUCGUCUUACUAAUCCCGUACUAAUUUACGUUUUAUCGAUAGACUUAGAUACAUUAGCCGAGUCUAACGUAUACGUAACAUGUAGGUCUGAGCACAAGUAAUGAAGCACCUGUAUAUCAAUCAAUGUAUACAUGGUUGGGCUAUUGACAGAAUGUUGAAGUACCCCCAAAUUCUUAUAUAAUAUCUUAAAGCUCCUCUGGUUUCUUAAAAGUUUAUUUUGUCGGUAAAGGUUGUGUCAAUACUUACAUACGAUAGUUUUAAGUCUGGAUAGCAAACGUUAAAGAACGCUUAACUUAUUUAUAAAAUAUUUACCUGAUGUAGUCGAUCGUAAAGAUGCUCGAAACGCAGGUUCGGAUUCGGCAAUAUAAUCAUUUUUUUUUUAUUCUUCAAAAAUUUUCAACUUUUAGUCAAUGAAAUCGUUGCGACGAUUUCAUUGACUUUUUUGUGAUCUUUCUUAAGUUUACGGUUUUCUACUCAUCAGUUUAUAAUAAUAUAUUAGAGUAGAUGUAUUCAAAUUUUCUUCUAUUUACUAUUUCUGGCAUAAAUUGUAUAUCAAUGCCAUAUCCCAUGUUUUAGAGUUUUUAAUUAAUACACAAGUAUCCAACAUUUGGAAAUUUUGAUAUCUGUCAAUGUCAAAUUUAAUACAAAAAGGUUUUAUUGUUAUGCUUAUAAAAAUCUUAAAAUUCCAAUGAUUAAUGCGUUAAAAUAACGGUAAAUAUCGAUAAUUUUAAUAAUUAAUUUGGUCUGUACUAGUCAGUAUUUCUGCUUAAAAAGUAUCUACAUUUGAUUUAGUAUCUUGCCGUUUCUGAUUUAUAUUUUGCUUUGCUUCUUUCUGUGUUGCCCUACUAAGAAUUAACUUGCCUAUCCGAAUAUUAUUUUAUACUUAAUUAUUAACUGCGCUGUUAUAUCACAAAUAUAAUUUAAGUCGUACAUUUUAAAAGCACAAAAAGAUAAGUUUUUUUCGUAUAUUUUUGUAAUACUAUUUACGAUAAAAGUCACUAAACGCAUCAAAAUACCUAUACAUUUUGUUUGUAACACUAAAAAGAGACGUUAUAUUUUUCACAGUAUAUUAAUUUAUGAUUAUUUAUAUUGAGAAGUUUUAAAAUUAUACGCUUUUAUAACUGUCCUACAAGUUUUUAUUUUAUAAGUGUGUUAUACAUUUCUUGUGAGGAUUUUUUCACGUUUAAAUUAUCGCGUAAGUCCAGGAAAGCUCAAUUUUAUUUUAAAAAUGAAGAAUACCCACGAUUUAUAUUAGUUUAAAAUAAAAUAUUUUUAUUAAAAAUGGAGAACUAACUUUUCUUUGAAGUUGAAACUGUUUGAAGUUGAAACUGGUUUUAUACUAAUAACUAACACAAUUUAAUAAAUUAAGAUGUAUAAUUAUAAUUAAAAACAAUAUAUAAAAGCGAAUAAAAUUACUUCACAAAAAUUUAUCGUAGUCUAGAUGCUGCAAGUUUUUCACCUGUCCAGUUUAGUGUUUACACAGAUAAAUAUAUGUCUAAAAGUCAUUCGAAAAAUAUUCAAAAUAAGGUCCUAAGUAAGGUUCACUUAUAGGACCUUGUUUUGUAUAUUUUUCAUACAUAAAUAACAAUUCGUAACAAAUUUUUCUUCGAUGAAAUUCCUCCGAAAUAAUAAACGGUAUCUAGACUUCAAUAAAUUCAUUUUACGUAUUUAAUUGAGUGAUGUUUUGUGAACUAAAAAUUAAAUUGACUAACGAGUCAGUAACGAUAGGUUGUAGAUUAACAUUCCAAGAUUUGGUUAGUGUCUGUAAAUCUAGUCUGAGCUAAGAUCUAGAUCUGAUUAUAAAGAUAAUAGAAAAUAAAUAAAUAAAAAGAUUAUGGUUCAUAGGUAUGAUGUAUUCUAAAAGGUCCUAAUUUCCAAUUUGUUUCGCUAUUCUGUGCCGUAUGUCCUUUGUAAUAGAGUUAACUUUUCCUUGACCUAACAACAGUAUUACAAGAUUCAUUAAUUCGAAUUAUGUAAAUUCUCUAACAAGUAGCCGAAUAUUUUCUGUAUUAUGUAUAUUUUAGUCUAUGAAUGUUUGGAAAAUUUUACUUAAAAUAUUUCGAAAAAAUAAGUUCUACUUAAUUUACUUAAAUCAUCAGCUAGGGAGUCUUGCCAAAGACCUUAAAAAUAUUAACUUAUUCAAAAUUACCUUAAAUAAAAAAAAUAUUUAUUAGUCAUUCGAUAUCUUUAAUUGGCAAGGUAUACUUACAUAUAUAUUAUUUUCUUCAUUUUAUACGUAUUUAUUCCUUCAAAAGAAGACUAAGUCUUUCUAAAUAUAUUGUGUUAUAUAAUAUCCUUCUUUUAUAGACAUUUGAAUUACUAAAUCCUCCAUAUAUACAUUUCCUACUAAUUAACUUCAACAGUUAUAACAACUAUUAUCAUAUUAUAUUUUCAUAUAUUUUCUAUCAGUGACUUCUAUCUAUACCAUACAUGUAAAUAACGACACAAACUUCGCGUCUAACAUGUUGUUCGAACUGAUUACUAUGAACUAAUUUUCCUAAUGUAUUUUCUGAGACGUUCUUUAAUAAUUCAAGAUUAAAAACAGGGAAUCUUACUGUCUCCUAUGGAUAUCCUGUAGAGUAAGUAGAUGUGCGAAGUAGCCUUGUGUCAGCGUUUGGCCGCCUUUUUUAUAAUAUGUAGACACGUAGUUAAGUUGGUACGUAAUAAUGACGUAGGAUGUAUAUAUGUCACGGAAAGGUUUAAAUUUUUUAAGGUUUUGUUUGGUAAAAAUGCGUUAUUUUUGCGUAUUUUAUGGCGUUAUUAUAAUUGACAAUGUGGAAAUUGUAGUGAUAUAUACUCGGUUUAGCUCAGGCGAAGUGUUUUUCUCAGUAAAAAAGAUUAAAAACACACCCAUAAAAUAUGUCCUAGUCCUUUUUUUUCAAUUAGCAGUCAUAAGUAAUUUUCGGCGGCCAAAUUAGUAUGUUUUUACUUUUUAAUAUUUACUUGUCACAGUAACAUUAUCAAUAUUAAGUGUAUCCCGUAUACACAAUGUAAUCUUGCCUUGAAAUGAUAUUUGUCCCUAGGUAAGGUUUAUUCGUAGGUCGGUUUGCCCUUCGUAGAUAGGUCGUGGCCUAAAUCAUACUGUUUAAACAUUGUUAAGAGUAAGGUCCUUUAAAGUGUCUUUGAAAACUUUUAGAUUUAACCUGGAAUGUUAAAGUAAUAUAACAGAAGUAAGUCUUGAAUUAUCCGCAUUUUUCAUACUAAUCUAUUAAUAUUUGUUUCUAAAAUUCAUUGUCUGUGAUGAAGAUAUACUUAAUCGAUUUCGUAUAGAUCGAACUAAAUACCUAUUUACUUAACCGUUUAUUUGCAUGUUAGCUUUAAAGACGUUUUUAGCUGUUCUUUGAGAGUAUUUUAGCCUGUUAUUAAAGCCUCGAAGUCAUUUCGAGGGCUAUUUUCCGAUUCCAUUAUUCGAUUGCCUUUUAUUGUAUAUAUUAAUCUAUUGGACUAAAAUGUAUGAGUCUUAUGAAUCCUCAUUAGCCUUAACGCGUGAGUCGUACACGUUAUAAUAAAUAAACUAUAGGUUUUAGUGAUUGGUAGAUAUUUCACAUCUCGAUAACAUUUAUGCAUUUACUUUGUUAUAAAAUGCAAAUGAAGGUAGUGUUGUGGUUCGCGAUGGAACGGUAUCGAAGUCCCAUUGACAUUAAUAAUCGUAGGAAUUUAAAUUGUUGCUCGGCUUGUAAGUAUCGUUAUGGGUUGUGAAUAUGACAUAAUGCUGUGUUACGUUUGAGUUAUACCGUGAAAUGAGCCGUCUAGCGUUUAGGUAUUAAGUUAUGUGAAAUUUGGCACAUCUGUUUAAUGUCUAUACUGUGUAUAUUGAGUUGUUUAUUUUAUCUCUUAGUACGCUAUAAUAAGAAACCUAUAUAAUACUCGUACAAUAUUAUGCGGAAUAAAAUUUUGGUUGUAAAAGGCACAAAUUAUUUAAACAGAGUUAUGAAAUUUCCCUUUCGUUUAUAAAAUAUUUCAGAUAGUUGUAAAAUGGAUUGUUUUGAAAGUUGAUUGUAGUUUGAUUUUUUGUUGGAUAAUACUUAGAAAUAAUGCUGAUAUAAAGACAAAAAUAUGUUCUCCUAUAAAACAUACAUUAUAAAACCUUGUUUUUUUGGAGAGAGAGAAAGGGAUGCAGCAUAAGUUUCAUAUAGCUUUAUCCCUUUCUCUCAUUUUAGCAUUUUAUCCAGAUAUGCUUUUUAAUAUUUAAAAGUGCUGUCACGAUUAAUUUAAUUAUAAUUUAUUUUGAUUUGUAUUUUAUUGCUAUUAAGAAAUUGAAUUCAAGAGUUUAUUUUAAGCUUAUAUUAUAUUAUUUAUUUUUUAGUUUGUAAAAAAUUUUUUCGUUUUCAAAUUUUUAUGAUUUAUAUAAUUUAGGACUAGUGAAGUUAUAUUAUUAACACGAUGAUAUCAUUAUGUGUAUUCUGUUAUUUAAAAAAAAUGAAAACAGUGUGUUUAAUUUUAACGCAUAUCUAAUUAAUACGUAUUUGCACACGUAAUGAAAAAGUUUUUAUAUGUUAUACAUAAUAAUAAAUACACUAUUUUGAGAUGUAAUAUAAUGGGUUAUUUUUUUUUUGUGUGUUUGUAUAAUAUUAUAAUCAGUCACAAAUUUAGAAUAUUCGAACAUUGUUUGAAGCAACUAAUUUCUUGACGAUAGUAGACAAGAGUGAAUUUUGAAUAAUAGUGCCAUCCUUGUCUAAUAAUAUUGAGUAAUGAAAUGCGUGGUAUGUGCGAUAGAGAUAGAUAUAUAUCUGAAUUUAGCUACUGUGAUGAUGUCCUCACUCUUGUUUAAUGUGCCAUGUGAAUCGUCGAGUUUUUAGUAUUGACCAUUGAUUUACCAACCCAUGGACGAAGUAUUUUAUAGAAAAGAUACUGUUAAUAUAUAACUUGAAUAUUUUGAAUGGCCAUUGUAAUUUUAACAAAUGAAAUUGACGCUUUUUAACUGUUUCUAUAUGUCAUUGUAUGUCAUGUAAUUGGCAAGUGCCAUAGAUAAAAAAUUGAAACGUACGUUAAAUGUUACAUACAGAAACUAUUCAUGUUAUUUAUAUUUCUCUUAAUUUCUUUUAAAUUUCUCCUAUGAAGGUUAAAUUUUUAACAAUUUUUCCUAUUACCACAUCCAUUCUUGGUAAAUCAAUGAUAAUUAAUAGGUACCUAGUGUUUCGAAUAUCAGUACUUACGUGGAGUCUAGGCGGCUGUCGUUCACUGGAGUUCUAGUCAUGUGUGUGUACACUGUAUACAUGAGUCGUAAGCCUGUGUGUGGGUAGACAAUAUGUUAAUCAUUAUGGAUCUUACUAUGUAAUAGGUGAAACUUAUCUAUUAAAAUUGAUGUCUGUUC
Molecule: messenger RNA, 9544 nt
Organism: Colias croceus (clouded yellow)
Lineage: Eukaryota; Metazoa; Arthropoda; Insecta; Lepidoptera; Pieridae
Gene: Plc21C
Product: 1-phosphatidylinositol 4,5-bisphosphate phosphodiesterase classes I and II
Exons: 22
Coding region: 259-3630 (1123 amino acids)
Biological process (GO): lipid metabolic process; phosphatidylinositol-mediated signaling
Molecular function (GO): phosphatidylinositol-4,5-bisphosphate phospholipase C activity; calcium ion binding
Source: RefSeq, a predicted model, not a curated record